CGCGGGGAUCACAAACGGAAAGUGCGUCUGUGAUGCUCUUACUUCUUCAUAUCAAUUCCACGGAUCGUGAACAACCCCGAAAGACAUCAAGGCGCAAAGGCUAUACCUGGCUUUGCAUCAAACAUGACAGGUCAUAGUGCAGCAGAGGUCUCCUGGCAAGCCAUCGCCAAAUGUAAGCAAGCAUAUCGAGACUCUCAAAUACCUCAGCAAUGGAGUAUCCCUAGCAAUAUGCUGCCGAAGGAUCCUCCUUUGAUGAAAUACGGCCUACAAAAUGUUCUACACGUCCCUCGAGAAUGUGGUCUUCUAUCGCCUACUGAAGUUACAAUCACGGAGACACAUUCUGUGGAAGACUUGCUUUCCGCACUCGCAACUGGAAAGCUCUCAGCACUGGAAGUGACAACAGCUUUCUGCAAACGCACAGCAAUUGCACAACAACUCACAAAUUGUGUGACGGAACCAUUAUUCUUGUCUGCUAUACAGAGGGCAAAAGAACUCGAUGAGAGCUUGGCUCGAGAGGGGCGAGUUGUCGGUCCUCUGCAUGGACUGCCUAUCAGCCUCAAGGAUUCAUUCGAUGUCAUUGGAGUUGAUAGUUCGAUCGGAAUAGCUUCAUUGUGCUUCAAGCCCGCUACCAUCAACUCACCACUCAUUGAUUUGUUGCUAUCAUUGGGUUGCGUUAUCAUCGCCAAAACCAAUGUACCCCAAACGCUCAACUCUCUUGACAGCGUCAAUAAUGUCUUCGGCCGAACGAUGAAUCCAAUUAAUCGACUUUGCACUGCUGGUGGAAGUUCAGGGGGUGAAGGCGUCAUUGUGGCGAUGCGAGGAUCCAUAGUUGGAUGGGGAGCAGAUACUGGUGGAAGCAUCAGAGUUCCUGCUAUGUGCAAUGGCAUCUUUGGGAUCAAGUCGAGUAAUGGUCGAAUUCCAGCUGGAGGAGGACCUCUUAUCUCGAAUGAUGGGACUUCCAGGUGUGCAGUUCCAGCGGUGGUGGGACCAUUGGCGAGGUCUAUAGAGGAUAUUGACUUCGUGAUGAGAGAAGUCGUACCUAGAGCUUGGAUGUGGGCCGAAGACUGCUUUCCCUCGACUUGGAGCCUUGAUACUCCUCUCACCGGGAGUGGGCCAAAUGGCGAGUUUGUAUUCGGCAUUCUCAGAGGUGAUGGAAACUGUACCCCAUUGCCUCCAAUGAUGAAGCUUCUCGACGAGGUGAAGACGAAGCUGAAUCAAUACCCGAAUACAAAAGCCAUCGAGCUUGCCGCACCGCAGGCAUGGACGAAGUGCCAAAGCGUCAUGGCUAAGUUGAUGAGCGCAGAUGGAGGCGGGGUCCUGGCUGGUUUGCUUGAUGCAACUGGUGAGCCACUUGUGCCAUGGAUGGUCGGAAAGUUCAAACGCAGCGAGCCAAAAACGCUACCCCAAGUCGCAGAGCUGCAAGCGCGAAGGACGAAGUUGGAACGAGAGAUGAUGCAGUUAUGGGUUGAAGAGGAUGGCAAAGGUGGAAAGAAGUCCAAGGUCGACGCCGUCAUCUGCCUCAUCGCGCCUCAUCCAGUACCAGAAAUUGAAAGAUAUAACGCAGCGGGGUAUACCUCAAGCUGGACACUGCUUGAUUAUCCUGCUGGCAGCGUCCCAGUAAGAGAUUUCAGUGCGGAAGAUCUUGAACUUGGUCAGCCACAAGGUGGGACUACGAUUUCAAGCUGGGAUGAACGAAACCGCCAAUUGUGGGAUGAAAAGACUGUUAAUAGGAGGGUUUAUGUUGGGACUCCUUUGUCAGUUCAAGUGGUAACACCAAGACUUCAAGAUAAGAGAUUGAUUGAGGCGAUGAGAAUCGUCAAUGCAGCUGUGCAUCGAGAGGGGAGUAGAUCGAAACUGUAGGAAUUGAUGGUCAACAUAUUGC
Mollisia scopiformis is the source of this 1882-nucleotide messenger RNA. RefSeq names its product amidase. The record is from RefSeq and is a predicted model, not a curated record. Lineage: Eukaryota; Fungi; Ascomycota; Leotiomycetes; Helotiales; Mollisiaceae. The transcript has a single exon. Bases 124 to 1860 code for a protein of 578 amino acids.